Molecule: messenger RNA, 3915 nt
Organism: Hydractinia symbiolongicarpus
Lineage: Eukaryota; Metazoa; Cnidaria; Hydrozoa; Anthoathecata; Hydractiniidae
Product: contactin-associated protein-like 2
Exons: 3
Coding region: 262-3639 (1125 amino acids)
Source: RefSeq, a predicted model, not a curated record
CUUGUGUCGUUUUUGUUGCCAGUAUAGAAGAACCAACAAAGAACAUGUUUUGACUUUUUCCGACUCAUUCAUUGGAACGGUCAAAUCAGCUGUUGUAUAUAAACAGAACGUGAGUUUACAAAAGCCAGCUUUUUAUUUUAGGCGAAACACAUUACCCAAAACCGCGACGAAAUAUUUACAACCUGAUAAUUUAAACAUUAAUCAACAUCUCUCGCAAUUGUUUUGCAAACAAUUUGAACAAAAUUUGAAUACAUUGAUGUUAUGGGUAGCUACUUGUUCUUGGUAAGCUUCUUCCUUCUCUGUAUCCUGGUGGAGGUUGCCACAGCCUACGAUGUUACAGCUAGUUUCAACGGCUCGCAGUAUGUGCAGUACAAGAUCAAGAAUAUUCACGCUACGAGAAAGGACAAAGUAGCGUUUAUGUUUAAAACGAUUGAAGCGUUUGGUGUUAUGAUGUAUGGCUGUGGAGAGCAAGGAGAUUUUAUUCUGCUCGAAUUAAAACGUGGAAAAGUCGUGUACACUGCUAACUUUGGUUCGACAGAGGAAGAGUCUGGAAUCCACACAAUCGUAUUAGACAAGCAAUAUAAUGAUAAUAAAUGGCACAGAUUAAACUUGGUUCGCGAAAACGGUACACACGUCCAACUAACGAUAGAUCACGAUACAAAAUCGUUAAAUUCCGAACUUCAGUUUCAACAGCUAAACUUAGACAACUUUCUUUACAUUGGUGGAGUGGGUAACAGUGAAAGAUUCGGCAAAAAUCGAUGUUAUAACGUAACACGAAUAAAAAACUAUAUCGGGUGUUUAUCGAAUGUUUUGUUUAAUAGUAACGGGUUAUUGUAUGGAGCAAGCGAGAAAUUUACGGGAUUCCAAACGUUUGGAAAUAUGAUGUUUACGUGUCCAACGAAAAAGUACGAUAUUAUCGGUUUGUCCAAAUAUUCGUCUUAUCUGGACGUUAAAAGAAACUUGUUAAAUCGUAACGAGUUAUCGUUAACAAUGGAGUUGCGCACGUUCGAGCCUAACGGUCAUAUUGCAACUCAAAAAUGCACAAACGGUGGCAUUGAAGUAGAUAUUAGGCAAGGAAAAGUUGAAGUGACAUUAUCUUUUUCUCGCUUAUCGAAAAAAAACGCUAUAUCGAUUCCUUCAUCGCAAAAAAUCGAUGAUGGAAAUUGGCACACGAUAAAACUCGUAAUAAAACGAAAAGAAAGUUUAGUCAUGCUAAAGAUCGAUCAAGUUAAAAAGACAUACCAAGCCCCUCCACAUUUUAAAUUUACAUCCGAACUAGGAUGGUACAUGGAAAUCAUCCGGUUUGGUGGAAACACGCCGGAACUACCCAGUUUAAUAACGUGUUUCCGAAAAAUUCAGAACGACGGAAAAAUUAUAACUCUAAACUCAACGGAUGUAAAAUCAGUACAUGAUGUAAGUGAUCAAUGCAAGACGAAAGACGUAUGCUUUCCUAACCCUUGUCAACAUGGUUCUACGUGCACUCAAUCUAUGGGAAAAGCUAUAUGUAACUGUAACAACACUGGAUAUAUCGGUGCAACAUGUAACAUAUGUAAAUACAAAAGAACAUGUCAGGAAUAUAAAGACGAAGGGGAAGAGGUCAGUAAAAUGUACAAACUAUGUCCCACCAAUGAACGAAUUUUCGAGGCAUAUUGUGACAUGAAAACAGGGGCGACAAUUAUUAAUCACUCAACAAAAAAUGAAACAGCUUUGGAAGAUGCAAAGACGCACGAUUCACUUGAAAACGGCCUCUACGAAAUUGACUAUGAGUAUCCUGUGGCUAUCGAUUCCAUAAUUAAUUUAAUGAGUGUGAGCACGCAUUGCGAACAAUAUGUACGUUAUGACUGUUUUAAAUCGAAGUUACUAGGAGGAGUGGGCAGACGCAGAUAUUUAGAUUACAAAGGUGUUCGUUGGUUAUCGCGUGACUAUGACAUACAACAUUAUUGGGGAGGAGCAUCGCCAGACAGUCGUAAAUGUGGAUGCGCAAUGGACAACUCAUGUGCCCGAGACAGGUUCGGUUACAUGAAAUAUUGCAAUUGCGAUAUGUUUGAUUCAAAAUGGAGAUCGGAUUCUGGUUUUCUUAAGGACAAAUCAAAACUUCCCGUCUCUCAAAUAACAGUCAGUCGUGGGCCUGAAACUAACGAGAACUCUAUGAUCACCGUUGGAGCGUUGAAAUGUUACGGUUCCGUGCCGAAGCCUACAUCACCAAUGUUAGCUAGUACAUCUUUAACUAACUCCAUUCUACCUUCCAUACAUCCAAGCAUGAUAGAUCCAUUCAUUGUAAACAUAACUAGAGGCACCGUGUCUGUAAACAAUUCUGGAAACGCGAAGCCAACCGAAGUAUCAACACAGACUGUUCUUGUGGAAAAGGUACAAGCUGAAAGUAUAGAUUCGUUGUUCUCCAAACCAUGGUUGAUCACGAUACUGGUGGUGGGCGUGCUUCUUUGUUUGUUGCUUGUCUUGUUGGUGUUUCUGUUGUUUCGACAGCAAAUCAGUGACAUUUUCAUGAAAUGUGUUUACGGAAGCCAUGUAACUAAACCACGAAUCGAAAUUGAAGAUUAUAAUCGCUACUCAACUGCUACAGAAGAUCAAUCUGAUUGGGAUAUAUAUAGAUUAUCUACUACUUUUCCAACCAGUACCCCCGAGCCGUCGUAUGGGCCGACAGAUGACGAAAGUGUCGGUAUUCGCGUGCGUACAUUAGAAGACCUUCGUGGUAAACGACGUUUUAAACGAUUAACAGGUUGGGGUAGUCGUACAGCGUCAGCACCUACAGUUGUAGGAAGCAGCUCAAAACAGAGCAUAUCCGACAAAAUUGACGAUUUUGGUUACCAGAAAUGCAAGGCGAGCGCAUCUUCAAGUCAACCGUACCAAACGUCUACUGACUCACGUAACAACGAGAGCCUACACACACUUGAAUCACUCGACACUGAUCCAGCUUACAGCACAACGGCUACAGAUGGCGAAGCAGACUCUGUCAUAGAUACAAAUUCCGAGUUUAGUCAUAAAUCACAAAACAGCUCAAUGAAGGAGAGUGAAUGCACAGUUACCCCACCAAGUACAUUACGAGUUAAGAAAACAAGCAAGGAGGAAAGACCAAAAACAUUAUGCAAAAAUGGAGGUGUUUUCAAUAAAGAUCCGGCCACAACGCUCACAAACGGACCGGUUAUCUUCACAGAUCCCGUCAAAGCAUACUAUCCAAUACUUCCCCUAAAUGGAUUUCGUCAACCGGUUAUUAGACGAGCUCAUCCGGCAGAAUAUGGUACCCACGUAACCAUGGUGAACAACAGCAAUGGUCGAUGUCAACAUCCAAACGGAUCAGUAGCAAGAUUACUGCCUGUCAAUCGAAGAACGUCAGUAACUUCUGAUUCGUAUCCUCUAUAUGCACACCCAACGAUACAAGAAAGAUCUGAAGAUACGUCAGAUGAUGAGGAGGAUGAAGUAAGCUACGAAAAUGCGCGUAACUCGGAUGGUUUCUACGAACUAUACGAGCAUGGUGAGCACGGUUCCCCCAACUCUGAAACAAGACUAAUAUUUGACGAUCUUAGCUCAAGAGAAGAGUGUGAAAGAGAAGCAGAUGAACGAAUCAAACUACUAAAGAAGAAAGUUAUAGAGAAAGCAACAUCUGCGGACGAGUGCACAUAAUUGUAACAAGACAAAAGACAAACCUUGCGGAGGAGCACACUCAGCUGUAACACGUUGGUGUAAGCAAAAGAAAACGUUGACAUUUUUGAAAAAAGAAAACGAAACUUGCUGCGAAUUUUACAAUGCAGCCUGUUGAUAAACUAGAGCGUCGAGCUUACUGUUGAAGACACUCUCCACCAUAGAGAUAUAAAAAGAACAAAAUUAUUUUAUUAUUUAUUUAUUAAUAGUAACAUUAUUCAUUACAAUUGCGAUACCAACCAUUGGAGGAAAACCAAA